This is a messenger RNA of Phoenix dactylifera (date palm), 1374 nucleotides long. Its product is annotated as transcription factor MYBS3-like. Gene Ontology annotation, molecular function: DNA binding. The record is from RefSeq and is a predicted model, not a curated record. NCBI's taxonomy places the organism in Eukaryota, Viridiplantae, Streptophyta, Magnoliopsida, Arecales, Arecaceae. Gene Ontology annotation, biological process: response to gibberellin; response to ethylene.
ACGCUUCUGCCCAUCGCUAGCGCUCUCUCUCUCUCUCUUUCUCUGGGUGGGGUUGGGAGGGCGAGACGCACGUGAGAAGGGCGUGACUGGGAUCGGGUCGUGGCAGCCGGGGAGGGGCGCUGGCGGCGGCGAUGACGAGGCGGUGCUCGCACUGCAGCAACAACGGGCACAACUCGCGCACGUGCCCGACGCGCGCGGGGGGAGUGCGGCUGUUUGGUGUACGGCUCACCGAGGGGGCGGGGUCCAUGAAGAAGAGCGCCAGCAUGAGCAGCCUCUACUCGGCCGGCUCCUCCGCCACCUGCGGCAGAGCCGGUGGCGGAGGCUCUCCCAACCCGGGAUCUCCGUCCAACGAUCCGCUCCCCCCUGCUGCCGCGGCCGGCUACGCCUCCGACAACGCCGCCCACGCCUCCUGCUCCAAUUGCCGCAGCGAGCGCAAGAAAGGUGUUCCUUGGACUGAAGAAGAGCAUCGGAUGUUCUUACUGGGUCUGCAGAAGCUGGGUAAAGGCGACUGGCGUGGGAUAGCUCGAAAUUUUGUCGUCUCCCGGACUCCAACACAGGUGGCCAGCCAUGCCCAGAAAUACUUCAUACGCCAGACAAAUACAUCAAGAAGGAAGAGACGCUCAAGCUUGUUUGACAUGGUCCCUGAUACUCCAACAGACCAGAUCCCAGUUCUUGAAGAACAGUUAAUGCACCAGUCUCCUCCUAACGAACCCGAGAACACAAACCAGCUGCCAGCUUUAAAUCUUGGUCAAAAUCAAGGACCUGAGCUUGCUAAACCCUUACCAAAUAACCCUCCUCAGGACCUCAAUGAAGGCAUACCAUGCAGCAACACACCGGUGCCAGUGUUCCCAUCGUUCUACCCUGCAUUCGUUCCUUUUCCAUACACAUUCUGGCCACCAGAUCUUGAUGCCUCUGCAACAGAAGAAGAGAUGGGUGAGACCCAUGAGAUCGUAAAGCCUAUGCCAGUCAUUCCCCCCAAGGAGCCGGUGAACACGGAUGAGGUCACAGGCAUGUCCAAUCUCAGCAUUGGCGAGCAUGUUGCUGGCCGCAUGGAACCAUCUGCUCUCUCUCUCAAGCUGCUAGGAGCCUCCACUUCAAGGCAGUCGGCCUUCCACCUGAAUCCAUCAAGCACUCGGCCUGAUCUUAACCAGAGUAGCAGCAAUGCAAUCCAUGCAGUUUAGGAAGAAAUUCAUGAGGAGUGGGAUCUAUCCGCAUUAUAUGUAUUCUUUCUCUUAUGUUACUGUUAAUUUAAUCUUCUUAUACAUUCAGGAUCGUUUCAUUCAUGUAUCAACCGCCAGUCGCAUCCAUAGUUUCAUGUUUUGGUUUGUAGCUGGACAGAAACUCGCAUUGAAUAAAUGACAUCCUUUGCUGCUA